UAUUCGUUGAUAGCGGUAGGAAAUACUGGGCAUAGCAACAAAAGCCACCAAGUGCAACUAUAUGAUGGACUUUAACUUUAUGGGUAGUUUAUUUUUAACUUACAAACUGCCCGGUGUGUGUAUAGUGACCUGUCUGGAAGUCACCACUUACCACCUGUAACCUGUAAUACUUUACCUGGGAAUUAGGGCGCCACUGUGCCUUCAGCCACUCACUGUUAAAGACGUAGUAGAUGCUCCGAUCCAAUCAGAGAUGCCAGGCAGUUGCUAGACAACCGAACCGAUGCCUAUCUGCAGUCAGGCAGUGUGUUAGUGUUAAGUUUGCGUCUUGCGUUACUGAAGAGGAAGCAGAGUCCUGUCUUUAAAAAUGAAAAGUUUGGUGGCUUAACACGAGUCUCCGAGAUCUCCAAAAGUCUUUUUUCAGAACUGAACAUCACCUUCUUCAGAAUUACUGCUGAGGAUCUGCAGCAUAUUUGCAACAUCAGGGUAAGUGGUUUCAUCAUGAAUGUCCAUGUGGAACGAAAUUCCCAAACCAUCAGACCAGAGAUGCCAGCUGUCUUUGAUGGCAUGAAGCUGGCUGCAGUAGCCACUGUGCUGUACAUCAUAGUGCGCUGUCUCAACCUAACAAGCCUUUCAGCAGCCCCUAAAAUCACUUGUCGGAAUACACCUCUCAAUCAGUACCUGCUCAAGUCCUGCUCUAUCCUAACCAAAGAGUAUGUUCCACCAUUAAUGUGGGGUAAGAGUGGACAUGUUCAAACUGUGCUCUAUGGAAAGAUGGGUCGAGUGUCCUCUCCUCAGCCCUGUGGCAUGCGCUUGUUUCUUCCGAUGCAUGAUGGAGCUACAGCUACGUUUGACCUUUUUGAGCCCCUUGGUGAUCAUGUAACAGGUGAUGACAUAACCAUGGUGAUCUGCCCAGGGAUCGGUAACCACAGUGAGAAGCAUUAUAUCCGUACCUUUGUGGAUUACUCCCAGAAGCAGGGCUACAGAUGUGCUGUGCUUAACCACCUGGGAGCCUUGCCAAACAUUGAACUCACCUCCCCACGGAUGUUCACCUACGGCUGUACCUGGGAGUUUUCAGCCAUGGUGAGUUACAUUAAACGUACAUUCCCCCAGACUUGGCUCAUCGUGGUGGGCUUCAGUCUAGGUGGGAACCUCGUGUGUAAGUUUCUGGGAGAGAACCAAGCCAAUCAGGACAAGGUGCUGUGCUGUGUCAGUAUCUGUCAAGGAUAUUGUGCUCAGAGGGCCCAUGAAACAUUUCUACAGUGGGACCAAUGCAGGAGGAUUUAUAACUUCUUCAUGGCUGACAACAUGAAAAAGAUCAUCUUGUCCCACAAAAAAAGCUUGUUUGGACCACAGUCCUGCAAACUGGACGUUGGAGAUUUAAGAUGUCUCUACAUGGCCACAUCUCUUGCACAGAUUGAUGACUGCAUUAUGAGAAAGUUCCACGGUCAUAAUUCUUUAAAAGAAUUCUAUGAGAAGGAAAGCUGUGUCCAUUACAUUCACAAUGUUAACGUCCCUCUUCUCAUGAUUAAUUCAUCAGAUGACCCACUUGUCCAUGAGUCUCUUCUGACUAUACCUCACACCCUAGCAGAACAAAAGGAGAACGUAAUCUUUGUGCUGACGCAGCACGGAGGGCACAUGGGAUUUUUCGAGGGCACUAUGAUCUUCCCUCAGCCUCUUACCUGGAUGGACAAAGUCAUCAUCAGCUAUGCUAAUGCCAUCUGCCAGCGGAAGAAGGAAAACCCGCAGUACCACCAAGCCAUGGACUGUACGGAACUCAAAGGCAAAGCUUAGCAAAAGUCCACAUCGAGCAUGCUCCUCUUUUCACUCGUAAGUGUAACUAAAAUGCAUUCAAUGGCUGACUCACUUUCCUGAGUGUAUACUGAAGACAAAGCAAGGAAAAUGUCCCAUGGACCGACGCAUAUCUCUGUAAGCAACAGAAUUUCAUUACAAUACUUGUUCCCUCACUGCAACUAUAUAAUAUGAUUAUUAAGGGAGUACUGACUGUAUAUGAGCUUGCUUUUGGCUCUGAAGUGAUCAGAUCAGAAAUGGAAGUGCAUUCAAAACAUAACUGCAACCUUCUUUUUGUAAUAAGAUGGAAACAUUCAUACAGUGACUCUGUGUCUAAAAAUGCACACUCUCUGUGGUAAGAGGAUUUGUAAUGAGAUUGCUGCUGCUACUAUUCGCAGGCUGGUAAUGAGAAACUGAUUCUGAUAAGAUGGAUCUAGUGAGUUCCUCUGUGGGACGGUGUCACCCUCUGGUGGCUGUGGGUGAAUGUAUAGGAUUUUACUUUAAAAUGCCACACAAAUAUAACUAUAAAUGGAUAAAAAAAAGAAAACAAUUAGCUUGAUUAUCGUAACUCUGUUCCAUUACACCAGCCCAUUGUUGAUUAUUUUCUCAUAACCUCAUGCCUUGUCAUGUUUUAUUCUUUACACAGAACCAGAUAUAAAUGUGGAUUCAUUUUUGACUCGGAAUCUUAUGUGGAUAAUAGGAUCGGUUCAAUAGUUUGUGCUGAUGUAUGUUUUCUUACUUACUCCAGAAAAGACAGUUCAAAAAGUUUCAUCAUAUCACAGUAGAGUUUUUUUUCUUUCUUGUAUAUGAUUACAAUCUACAUCAUUCAGCGAUAUAUCAAACUAAGUGGAUAGUUAAAUGCAUCAAGCAUCUUUGACCAUCCCAGAUCCUUUACACUUACACAUAGAUCUUUAUGUAAAUAUGGCUACAUCUUCUUGCGGUUUGCACUGUUUAUAUCUUAUUGUGCUAUGAAACAAGCUUAAUAACAGAGUGUACACCAGGCACACAAAUAUAUUGUUAAAAUAUUCAUGCAGAGUAAACUAUUUUUAAAAUGA
Molecule: messenger RNA, 2843 nt
Organism: Hemibagrus wyckioides
Lineage: Eukaryota; Metazoa; Chordata; Actinopteri; Siluriformes; Bagridae
Gene: abhd2b
Product: abhydrolase domain containing 2, acylglycerol lipase b
Exons: 11
Coding region: 499-1791 (430 amino acids)
Biological process (GO): steroid hormone receptor signaling pathway; sperm capacitation; medium-chain fatty acid catabolic process
Cellular component (GO): sperm flagellum; sperm plasma membrane
Molecular function (GO): monoacylglycerol lipase activity; acetylesterase activity
Source: RefSeq, a predicted model, not a curated record